Messenger RNA from Rhodotorula graminis WP1, 2058 nucleotides. Its product is annotated as glycosyltransferase family 31 protein. Gene Ontology annotation, molecular function: acetylglucosaminyltransferase activity. The coding region runs from base 1 to 1896 and encodes 631 amino acids. The record is from RefSeq and is a predicted model, not a curated record. NCBI's taxonomy places the organism in Eukaryota, Fungi, Basidiomycota, Microbotryomycetes, Sporidiobolales, Sporidiobolaceae. The transcript is spliced from 5 exons.
AUGUUCAAGAACCCGCCGCCGAACGACCGCGCGACGCGCCUGCACCGCCAUGAGCAACCUCUCCUGCCUUCCCUCGCCGGCUCGUUCGCCAAGCGCUCAGUGACCGGGCCGACUCGAUGGACAAAGCUCCUCGUCGGCGUCGUCGGCGUGUACUGGGUGUGGUCGCUGUCGCGAGGCGCCGUGCCACGAGAGGUCGCUCGGACGGUCAAGUCCGCUGUGCGGGGCGACUCGUGCGAGGCGAGCGGGCUGGUCUCGCCGGCGACGCCGGGCGAGGACCAACAUCGAGUCGUCGUGCGCGUUCGCCCUAUCGCCGCCGACGCGCCGCCUCACCGCAACCCCGACAACACGAUCCUGUCGACCCCGUUCCACCCGACCCUUUCGACCCAGCACCACCCUCUCUUUGACGGCGUCGCGUCGUCUCUCCCUGUCGCACUCGACCACCCUAAGCAGUGCAUCACGCCGUCCGUCCAUUCGCUCCCCAUCCUGCCCAAGUCGAACCCGUCCUCCUCCCUCGAGCCCUCGAGCCACGCCGGCGCUCGCAGCCCCGAGCUGUUCUUCUCGGUCUGCACUACGCCCGAGCGCGCCGUCAAGUACUCGCCUGUUUGGCGCCACUUCAUGUCGGCGCCCGACGUCGACCCGGCCAUUGCCUCGUCGUCGAGCCGCGUCAAGCCGGCAGCGACGACGGCGCCCGGCUGCGUCGUCACGGACGCGCAGGGCGAGGGCGACGGCAAGGGCCUGUCGCUCGCCAAUGCCGAGUUUCGCCGUCGUGGACUCUCGUGCACCAUGCGCGACAGCUCUCGCGCCGGCGAGCGCUACGAGAUGCGGGUCCUCGGCCUCAUCCGUGACGCGUGGGUCGAGAGCGAGCGUCGCAGGUGGCAGGACGGCGCCCCGCUCGUCGAGUGGUACAUCUUUGGCGACGACGACACGUGGUUCUCGGACUCGGAGAUGCUGCGCGAGAUGCUCGCCGGGUACGACUGGCGCGAGGACUUCUUCCUCGGCGCGCACAGCGAGACGGUCGGCAACUUCCAGACGUUCGGCAAGAUCGGUUUCGGUGGCGCCGGGCUCAUCCUGUCGCGGUCGCUCGUUCGCAAAAUGCAGCCUCAUGUCGAUGAUUGCGCCUCUCGUUUCGCGCACAUGUUCGGCGGCGACGGCAUCGUGUCGCACUGCGCCGCAUGGGUUCGUGGCAUCCCGCUCGAGCAGCUCGUCGAGGAGAUUCCCGCGCUGCGCCAGAUGGACGUUCGAGGCGACGCAACGGGCUACUUGACGGCCGGCUCGGCUCCUUUCCUUUCCCUCCACCACUGGGCCGGCUGGCUCGACCUCAUCCCGGGCGUCGACGGCAUCGACGCGAUCAAGCUCCUCGGCCAAGCCAGCUCGGCGGUCGGCGGGCCCAACUUCCUGCGCCGGUGGCUCUUUGACGGCGGGCUCGUCGUCUUCACGGUCGGGCACAGCAUCACCUUCCACCGCGAGGCGCUCUCGCCCGAGGACCUGUCGCGCAUCGAGUGGACGUGGGAGGCGCACGAGCCUCGUCGACCUUCUCGGCGCGGCCUGCGCGAGUUUGACGACAAGCUCACGUACUACCUCUCCUCGGUCGAGCGGCUCUCGCCCGACGUUACCCUCCUGCGCCACACCUGCGCGCACCCGUCCGUCCAGGCCGGUCUGCGCGAGAUCGACGUCCUGUGGGACGUGCGCAAGGACGAGCCCUCGUGGAGGGAGCGCUGGCUGCCGAGCUGGACGUCGCCUGCGCCCUCUCCUCGAGCAGGUCGGGCGACGGCGCACGGCCGGGCCAAGAAGCACGUGCGGCGCGACGAGCAGGACUUGUCGGCGAAUGACGCCGGCGAGGCGGAGAAGGAGCAGGAGGCGCAGCCGAAAAAGCGGCCGGUCCGGUUCUCGGCGUGACGAGGAGGCGGCGGGCGAGGAGCGAGACACAGAAGCAGGUCGAGCGAGGUGACCGUAGACACUCUUUGCCGAAACAUGUUGUCGAGAGCGAGCGCUGGUUCGCUCGCUCCUCUUUCUCUCCUUUCGAGCAGAAAAGUGAGAGCAUUCGACGUCUGCUUUUCC